UCGUGGUAGUGAGCUCACGGAAUCCCCGCCGGUUUGGAUUCAAUUCAGAUUCUGAAUAGAAUCGUAAAAUUCUAUCCAUCAACGCCGAUUUUUCCUCUUUAAAUUCUUCUCUUCAUCUCUCACUACACUCCACCAACAUCAGCGUUGAAAUUUUAGAGGGAGAGAGAGACUCUUUUUCCACAUACAUUUGAUUUCCUGGGCUACGGGUAUACACCACUUUGAUGAUUCAUUAUCCAAUCGAUAUUGUUGCGCGCUUUUGAUUCAUCUCUUGGCAUCUUUAAUCUUUAUUCCGAGAUUCUUCUUUUCUCCAAAGGCAAGCUGAAAGCAAUGGCGGUAACGAUGAAGCAAAUGGCUCUUAUAGUAGCAUUCCUUGGGGUGCUCUCCUUCAUUCUUGGGGUUGUUGCUGAAAAUAAAAAGCCUCACUCUGGAACCCCGAUAACAGGGAAGGGCGUUGUCAUCUGCAAAUACCCAUCCGAUCCAUCUGUAGCGUUGGGAUAUUCAUCGUUUGCAUUCCUUGUUAUCUGCAUGGUUGCUGGCUGGUAUUCUCUAUUUUACCCCUACAAAGGGAAGCAUGUUCCUAAGGAGGCAUUAUUCCAAAACAAAGGCUUCCUUGUCUUCUUUGGUGUGGCACUGUCAACGGCUGCAUUAGCUGUGGUGAUGUUGUUGUGGCCUACAAUCACAGAGCACCUUCACCACACCAACAAUGUUCAUCACAAUUUGGAAACCUCGUGCCCUACGGCCAAGACUGGACUUCUCGGUGGAGGAGCUUUUCUAUCCCUCGAUGCGUGCCUCUUCUGGUUGGUCGCAUUGAUGUUGGUAGACAACGCUCGUGCCGAUUACUUCGAUGAAUUAGAUGGCAAAGCUGCAGGGGGUUAUGAAGCUGAGCCAAUCAAGGGCAGUGCUUGAAAGCUAGCAAUUCAUGCCUUAAGGCUUAGUUUAUUCUACUUACCUCACUAUUGCCUUUUUCUUUUGUUUUCUUGCAAAUGGAUAUAUAUAAAACUCUCUCUGCUGUGUAAGUAUUCACUCCGUUGGUUCACAUUGCCCUCAUUUUAAAGCUAUUAUUAAAUGGUAAUUUGUGAAUUUAUUA
Salvia splendens (bonfire salvia) is the source of this 1087-nucleotide messenger RNA. RefSeq lists its product as uncharacterized. Bases 328 to 906 code for a protein of 192 amino acids. The record is from RefSeq and is a predicted model, not a curated record. The transcript has 4 exons. Lineage: Eukaryota; Viridiplantae; Streptophyta; Magnoliopsida; Lamiales; Lamiaceae.